Molecule: messenger RNA, 264 nt
Organism: Adineta ricciae
Lineage: Eukaryota; Metazoa; Rotifera; Eurotatoria; Adinetida; Adinetidae
Source: the annotation of a GenBank genome assembly
AUGUUUUUAUGCUUUCGUCGUUAUGAACCGCAUAAUACUAAUGAUACAAUGAUAGGUACACAUAAUCUGACUGAAUCUGAGCGUGAUUUAUUUAAAGCCUUUCAAUCGGUCAUUGCUGAUCAGAUUCGUUCACAUUCUUCUGAUUUACUACCUGUUGAUGAUUCUGAACUUGAGCCUAUUAGUGUCUACACUGAGAUCAAUGAUGAUUCUCGUUUUCAUUUUCAAAAAGCAAAUCAAUUGUAUACUUCAUAUUUCAAGGUUUAA